Molecule: messenger RNA, 938 nt
Organism: Vidua chalybeata
Lineage: Eukaryota; Metazoa; Chordata; Aves; Passeriformes; Viduidae
Gene: VCF1
Product: family with sequence similarity 104 member A
Exons: 4
Coding region: 81-527 (148 amino acids)
Source: RefSeq, a predicted model, not a curated record
CGCACCGCGGCCUCCGCCCCGCACCGCGGCCUCCGCCCCGCACCGCGGCCUCCCCGCCGCCUCCGGCCCCUCCGCCCGCCAUGAGCUGCCGGCAGCCGCUGCCGAGCGAGCGGGGAGCGAGACAGAGGAAGAGGAGGAGGAAUGGCAACGAAGAUGAUGGCCACGUUCCCCAGACCAAACGUAGCAGCAGGAGCACUGUCCUCCAGGACUCGUGGGACACUGAGAAGGUGGCUGUAACGAAGCUCACUAAGGAGCGCAGACUAAAAGGAAACAAAGUGUCCUGUGCGUCCUCCAGCAGUGACAGCGGGAGCAGCAGCAGCAGCAGCAGCUGUAGCAGCAGCAGCAUCAACAGCCCCGACAGAGCAGAGUCCAGCCUCAACCCCAGGAUUGCAGGAUCCAGCCCUGUCUCCUCCCAGCCCUUCCAUGAGCAGUCUGCACUAAGCCAAGGUCCUUACUUCCACAUCAACCAGAUCCUGAAGGAAGCCCACUUCCACAGCCUACAGAGCCGGGGACGCCUCCCUACAUGAUGACCCAGCAGCUCCCUGCCUUCUGUGAAGGGACAGCACUGUGUAGAUUUGAUAUUUCAACUUCAAAGUUUGUUAAAAUGGAAUUGCACAAAAUUGCCUGUUGCCUUUUCAGUCUAUAUUUGAAAUAACAGGUUAACAGGAGAUUGUUUACUUGUGGUUUGCUGCACUAUUGCAAUGCAAAAGGGGCUUUGAAGCAAUUUUUAUAGGAUUCUUUUUGGGGUGGUUCUAAAGUAUGUGGCAAGAGGAGACUGAGGAGUCCACAUGUGUGUUAUAGGAUUGCAAACUGUCCAAUUCCAAUCGACUGCCUAAUCUGUUUGUUAGCAAGUUGUUGCUUUCUGUAAAGUUCUCUUAAGCGUUCCUCUUCAGUUUUAUAAGUCUUUUUUUAAUUUCAAUAAACUAGUUAAAAAAUGA